Molecule: messenger RNA, 1245 nt
Organism: Cladophialophora yegresii CBS 114405
Lineage: Eukaryota; Fungi; Ascomycota; Eurotiomycetes; Chaetothyriales; Herpotrichiellaceae
Exons: 2
Coding region: 1-1245 (414 amino acids)
Source: RefSeq, a predicted model, not a curated record
AUGGGCAACCUGCCGCCCACCAAAGGCUCCAGGCUGGGGAAAGAUCUGGCGAUAGGAUCGCCAGGCUACGUGCAAUAUCUGCUCGAGAACUAUUUGGGCGAACGAAGGGGUCAUAUGUCGCUACUGUUCGAUUACACAAUCAUUCACUACGGUCCUGUCUACAUUUGGCGCUUGUUUACGGAUUCGACUGAGCACAAGAUGUGGCGCUCCAGAUUCGUGCAGUUGAUGCUGUGUGAACCCGCCCUCUUGGAGGCUGUAUUCGCGGCGGCGAGUCGAUCGAUGGGCGUCACUGCACAACCAUCGAGUGAUGUUCUUCUCGAUUCACUGGAACACUAUAACAAAGCGCUCACGCUGCUCCGGGGUAGAAUAUCAGAGCCCUCGGCAGCCUACAACGACGCAAUAUUCUGGUCGAUCAUUGCACUUCUUAUCAAUGACCAGGAACGGGAUGAUUGGCGUAGUUAUGGUGUUAACCUCCGCGGAAUCCGGCAGAUCAUAGAGUUGCGCGGUGGCCCGGAAUCGUUACGGAGUUUACGCGACCGCUCGUACAGCAUGUACUCGUGGGCGGAGUCCUGUUAUGCGAAGCACAUUGACCCAAGUGACCCGAAUUCCCCAGUCGAGCCUGAGGUAUCAUCUGAAGCUCCCGAGUUCGAAGUGCAUCCUGAGAAGGCACUUUCAUCACUACGCCAGUACUCUCCGGCUUUUUUCCGUAUUGCCAAGCAGCUUCCGUUGGCAUGCCCUACCAUUUGUGCGCUGGAAAUGACGCUGCGAUGGUUCGGUACGCAUCCAAUUUCCAAUGGGAGCGAGUUCCCCCGAGAUCAAACCAGAGUGCGCGCGAGUUUGGCCAAGACAUGGCACAUGUUGCUACGCAAAAGUGCUUCGAGGGAAAUGGAACGAUUGGUGUCUCUCGGGCUCUUCGCCUUACUUAUUGGGCUCGCUCCACUGUCAAUGGCUGAACGAUACCCACACGUCCUGACCAGAUAUACUUUAGAGCUUGAUGGCAUGAUUGUUACGGCCGCGUUUGAAGACUGCGCUCUCUGGACAGGCCUGGUUCUCGCCUCGAUGCCUCUCAACGUUGGCCUUGUGCCCAAGUCUCGGUGGAUGAUCCUCCAGCAUGUGAUUUCGCAGAUGGCAGUCAAGCGAGACUGGGAAGAGAUUAGAGACAUCGCCGGCCAGUUUUACAUGACAGAGGCUCUAGAAUCUCAAUGGCAGGAGUGCUGGGAACUCGCUGCUAGCAAAUUCUCUUGA